CAUUGCUCCGGGCAGCUAAAAACAGGGUCCGCGAUUGAAGGACCUCUCGGCGAAGUGAACAAGAAAUGCCUCGUAAAUUAACGUAAAUUUAUAGGUUUUAUUAGGUUUUUAUUUAUUUGUAAGAGUUUUUGUGUGAUUAAGACGCAAUGGCGGAAGAAAAUGAGCUAGAAAAGCGCGCCGUGGAGGAGCUCCUGAGGGAGACUGACAGAGCCCGGGUGAGAGCAGAGACCAUGGGUCCUGCAGGAUGGUUGAAGUGUCCUCUACAGAGCACCAACAAACGCUUCUUACUCAACACCCUGCGCUCCACGGGCCUGCACCGGCGCACAGAGGAACCCCAAGCCAAAUGUUCCUCCACAAGAGGACGCCUUCGGAGCGAGUCCCCGGACAGACAGCGUGACCGCAGCAGAACGCCUCCGCCUGAUCACAGGAAUACUGGCGGCCCCUCGGAUCAUAAACGUCCUCACAUGGACCGCCGCACAAGUCGAGAUAAGAGGCCGGACAGAGAUAAGGACAGACGCAGCAGACACCAAGACGACAGAGACCGGAAACAUGCCGAUGGACAGAAAAGAGACAAAAAAAGACGGAUUCAGACUUCAUGAAUGGACCGGCUUUGUUUUUAGUCUCAGGAGCUCAUAACCGACUGAGAGGUGCUGCUGUUUGCUUUGUGUUUAAAAGAGAAAAACUUUAUUUAAAAUAUCAUUUUACAGAGAAAUAGAGUGAGUUUUGUCUCUUUGGACGUACUGGUAGAUUAUUUUCUUUUUUCCCAAUAAAAUGCAACAGAAUGAGGUCAAACAGUCUCUCUCGUGACUCAUGAUGAGGUGUAACCGUGUUCGUCACAGGAGGGGGACCUAAUCUCUAUUAUAACGCCAUUACUAUUCAUCACGUGUCAUGAUGUUUACAUAGGCCACGCUGCUGUCGCCACAGAGUAAGCAUGUUUUAUCAUUUUUUGACAUGCCGUCAAAAACUGGUUUGUUACUCAAUGAAAAAGCUAAAAAACAUUUCAUUUAUUUUGUUUCAGGAACAAUCUGUUGAUUUUGUGUGAUUGUCCUCACUUUGAGACGGCAGAUGGCCAUUAAAUCUUUCCAUUUUUUCUGA
This is a messenger RNA of Nothobranchius furzeri (turquoise killifish), 1095 nucleotides long. RefSeq lists its product as uncharacterized. The record is from RefSeq and is a predicted model, not a curated record. Lineage: Eukaryota; Metazoa; Chordata; Actinopteri; Cyprinodontiformes; Nothobranchiidae.